Messenger RNA from Mytilinidion resinicola, 567 nucleotides. RefSeq names its product mitochondrial cytochrome c oxidase-like protein subunit V. The coding region runs from base 1 to 567 and encodes 188 amino acids. The transcript is spliced from 3 exons. The record is from RefSeq and is a predicted model, not a curated record. Gene Ontology annotation, biological process: mitochondrial electron transport, cytochrome c to oxygen. Lineage: Eukaryota; Fungi; Ascomycota; Dothideomycetes; Mytilinidiales; Mytilinidiaceae.
AUGCUGCGCUCCUCGCUCAUCCGAGCUUCGACGAGCUCGGCUGCCGUCAUCCCAUCGGCCGCGACACGUCAAGCCGUGCGUUUCUCGCGCCCUGCCUCCCUCGUGUGCAUCAAGCAGCAGUCUCGCAAGGUCCAUGCCGUCUCGAACCCGACACUCGCCAAUAUCGAGAAGCGGUGGGAGGACAUGCCGCCGCAGGAGCAGGCCGAUUUGUGGAUGACCCUUCGGGACCGGAUGAAGGCCGACUGGAACGAGUUGACCCUGCAGGAGAAGAAGGCUGCCUACUGGAUCGCCUUUGGCCCCCACGGCCCCCGCGCUCUUCCACCUCCAGGCGAGACCACCAAGGUUGUUCUAUACACAUUCCUCGGUGUUGUUGCAUCAGGGGUCCUGUUCUGGGGCACCCGAUACUUCGCUAACAAUGAGGUACCGCGGACCAUGACCAAGGAGUGGCAAGAGGCAUCAGAGGAGUACCUGAAGGCACAAGGAUCCGAACCCAUCACCGGCUACAAGGGCAUGCUCGUCCAAAGCAAACCCGGCCCCAAGGGCCAGUUCGACGAGGACGACGAGUAG